GUUCUCUGUAGCAUGAGAUCAUAUAGCGCCAUGUGCUAGCGAUUUGUAGAAUGUGUGUCCGAAUAGGACAAAAUGGUACUAGGAAGAGAGAGAGAGUGAGACAAGCAGGCACCACUUGUGUAGAAAGAGUGCGCCACACACAACGUUGCCUGGCACAACAGUGAUGAACAUCACAGGACACGACUGUAACUUGCUGCAACGCCUUGUUUUCUACGCUCAAAUACACAUUUCUGUCGAAUCUGUUUGGGAUCAGUUCCAGAUCGAUCCUAAUGGUUCUCCGAUUUUAGCUGGAACUGAAAGUUCAGAAUAGAUACAAAUUCUGCAACAUUGCAUUAUUGGCUUGACAGUG
Messenger RNA from Acanthoscelides obtectus, 349 nucleotides. Lineage: Eukaryota; Metazoa; Arthropoda; Insecta; Coleoptera; Chrysomelidae. The record is from the annotation of a GenBank genome assembly.